Cordyceps fumosorosea ARSEF 2679 is the source of this 1410-nucleotide messenger RNA. RefSeq names its product MFS phospholipid transporter Git1. Gene Ontology annotation, molecular function: carboxylic acid transmembrane transporter activity. The record is from RefSeq and is a predicted model, not a curated record. Gene Ontology annotation, cellular component: plasma membrane. Lineage: Eukaryota; Fungi; Ascomycota; Sordariomycetes; Hypocreales; Cordycipitaceae. The coding region runs from base 1 to 1410 and encodes 469 amino acids. Gene Ontology annotation, biological process: transmembrane transport; carboxylic acid transport. The transcript is spliced from 5 exons.
AUGUUUGGCUUUGGCAAGAAGAACGAGUCCGAGCCGACGGUCGUCGCCGACGUCGAUGCCGAGAACAAUGCCCCCCGAAAGGGCUGGAAAGAGACCAUGAUGCCCGUCUUUGCCUGCGGUUCCGGCCUCUUUUCCGACGGUUACAUCAACAAUGUCAUCGGCUCUGUCAACACCAUCCUCACCACCCAAUACGGCGUCAUCUACACCAAGUCCUCGGCCUCCCAAUACGUCGCCAGCAUCGCCUUUGCCGGCAUCGUCGUCGGCCAGCUGCUCUUUGGCUACCUCUCCGAUCGCUGGUCCCGCGCCAACUCGCUCACCCUCUCCACCAUCAUCCUCAUCGUCUUCACGGCCCUAGCCACCGGCUCCUACUGGAAGGGCGAAGCGCUCGGCAUGUUCAGCAUGUUGACGGCCUGGCGCUUCUUCGUCGGUGUCGGCAUAGGAGGUGAAUACCCCGCGGGAAGUGUUGGAGCCGCAGAAUCGACCGGCGAGCUCAAGGCCGUCGUGAUUGCCUCGGCUUCCAGCAACUACGAGGUCAUGUGGCGCACUUCCCUCGGCGUAGGCGUCAUCUUCCCGCUCGUCCUCCUCUACCUUCGUUUCAAGCUUGAGGAGCCCGAAGACUUCAGCAAGAACUCGAUGCGCCAAAACACACCCUACCUCCUCGUCUUCAGGUUUUAUGGCUUUCGCCUCUUCUGUGUCUCCCUCGUCUGGUUCCUCUACAACUUCUCCGUAUACGCUUUCGGUAUCUAUUCCUCCAAGAUCCUUGUCGACAUCUACGGCGAGGGCGCGCCGCUCUCCAAGAUCUUUGGCUGGAACACCGUCAUCACUUUGUUCUACCUCCCCGGAUCCAUCCUCGGCGCCUUCAUCUCCGACUGGAUCGGCCCUAAGCACGCCCUCGCCUUUGGCGUCCUAGCCCAAGCCCUCGUCGGCUUCAUCAUGGCCGGCGUCUACGCCAAGAUUUCUCAGCACGUCGCCGCCUUCGCCAUCGUGUACGGCGUCUUCCUCUCCCUCGGUGAGAUCGGCCCCGGCAACAACAUCGGCCUGCUCGCCGCCAAGACGUGCGCCACGGGCGUGCGCGGUCGCUACUACGGCAUCGCCGCCGCCGUCGGCAAGAUCGGCGCUUUCAUCGGCACCUACGUCUUUCCCGAAAUCUCCAAGGCUGGCGGCAGCAACGCCACCAAGUCGGCCCAGUACCCCUUCUGGGUCGCCUCCAGCCUCUGCGUGCUCUCGGCCAUCGUCACCCUCACCCUCGUGCCCACCGUCGGCCAGGACACCAUAUCCAAGGAGGACGAGCGCUUCCGUGCGUACCUUGAGAGCCGCGGCUGGGACACGACGCAGCUCGGUCUCGCCAAGACACCCGCCUCCGAGACCCCAGAGACGGUGGUUGUUUCCAAGGCCAGCGAGAAACAGUAG